This is a messenger RNA of Aspergillus nidulans FGSC A4, 252 nucleotides long. RefSeq lists its product as uncharacterized. The transcript has 2 exons. The record is from RefSeq and is a predicted model, not a curated record. Lineage: Eukaryota; Fungi; Ascomycota; Eurotiomycetes; Eurotiales; Aspergillaceae. Bases 1 to 252 code for a protein of 83 amino acids.
AUGCCUAUCGCGAGGCGUAAAUUUGGUCUCCAGAUGGUCCAGACAUGCCUCAAGAUCGACCCAACGGUAAAACUCAUCGGAAAGGAUCAAACACCUCGAUCUGCGGAUGACGAGCGGGAGUACAGGAAUUGGGAGCAUGAUGUUAUUGACCGAAAGAAUUUGCUGACUGGAGAACGUGCUGACAACCUCGAGCCGUCGCAGAUAUUGGAUAGCACUACCCGCUGGUGGGCAAACACUUUCGGAAUGAGGUAA